GACAUUAAUUUGGGUAUGAAGAAUAACAAUUUACUUAAUUUUCUUACUGUAUGUAUAUUUUUAAGAUGUUCUCAUUCCGGAGGGGAGGACCGCCUAGAAACUCCUUCUGCUAAAAAGUUAACCGAUGUAGGAAUUAGAAGAAUCUUCUCUUCAGAGCAUGACAUUUUCCGGGAAAGUGUAAGGAAGUUUUUUCAAGAAGAAGUGAUCCCUCAUCACACAGAAUGGGAGAAAGCUGGAGAAGUGAGCAGGGAGCUUUGGGAAAAAGCUGGAAAACAAGGACUGCUGGGCAUCAAUAUUGCAGAGCGUCAUGGUGGCAUUGGGGGGGACUUGUACUCGUCAGCUAUUGUUUGGGAGGAGCAGGCAUAUUCGAAUUGCACAGGCCCAGGUUUUAGUCUUCAUUCGGAUAUUGUCAUGCCCUAUAUUGCGAACUAUGGCUCAGAAGAACAGAUUAAGCACUUUAUCCCCCAGAUGACUGCAGGGAAGUGUAUUGGUGCCAUAGCAAUGACAGAGCCUGGAGCAGGAAGUGAUUUGCAGGGAAUAAGAACAAAUGCCAAAAAGGAUGGAAGUGACUGGAUUCUCAAUGGAAGCAAGGUGUUCAUCACAAAUGGGUGGCUGAGUGACUUGGUGAUCGUAGUGGCAGUCACAAAUCGUGAAGCUCGCUCCCCUGCCCAUGGCAUUAGCCUCUUUCUGGUGGAAAAUGGAAUGAAAGGAUUUAUCAAGGGACAAAAGCUCCAAAAAAUGGGACUCAAAGCCCAGGAUACUGCAGAAUUAUUCUUUGAAGAUGUACGGUUGCCAGCGAGUGCCCUACUUGGAGAAGAGAAUAAAGGAUUCUAUUACCUCAUGCAAGAGCUUCCACAGGAAAGGCUGUUGAUUGCUGAGUUGGCAGUUUCAGCCAGUGAAUUCAUGUUUGAAGAAACCAGGAACUACGUUAAACAAAGAAAAGCUUUUGGGAAAACAGUUGCACAUAUACAGACGGUGCAGCAUAAGCUAGCAGAAUUAAAAACACACAUUUGUGUAACGAGAGCUUUUGUGGACAGCUGUCUCCAGCUGCAUGAAACGAAACGUCUGGACUCUGCCACUGCUUCCAUGGCGAAAUAUUGGGCAUCCGAGUUACAAAACAGUGUAGCUUAUGACUGUGUGCAGCUGCAUGGAGGUUGGGGAUACAUGUGGGCGUUCCCAAUUGCAAAAGCUUAUGUGGAUGCCCGAGUUCAGCCAAUCUAUGGUGGUACCAAUGAAAUAAUGAAGGAGCUGAUUGCAAGAGAGAUCGUCUUUGACAAGUAGACAUCUGCCCGCAUCCUGGAAUCCUAUUACAACUAAUCUGGUUUUAAAUCUACUCAAGAUAAAAUACAACUUGGAAAGGGAGGGAACACUAAACAUGUUUUGAUAUGCUCUAUAGAGAAAGAACUCAAAUGAAAAUAUACGAUUAACACAGUGGGAGGAGAAUUCAAAGAUUCUAAAAUUUUCCAAUAUAAAGUUUAACUUUGAAUUUUUUUUGUAUAGCUAAAAGGCAAAGAUUUUUCUAAUUCUGAAAACCUUAGUGUUUCAUUUAUCCCUAAAAUUUUGAAGAGUAUAUUUGCCUAGAUCUUUGAAAUUGAGGGAGACAUAAUUUUGUUAUUAUACUAUAAAACAAUAAUAUUCACAGCAUGUUGACUUUGAAAGGGAAACAUAAAUGUAAUUUACAAUGCAAAAUAAAUUUAGCUAUCUUUCGUUCCAAAUUCCCCAGAACGCCGGUUUCUACCACACUACCCUAAGCCUCUUUUUAAACAAUGGAACACUUUCUUCAAACCAAAGCUUAUGCAGAGUCCUUGUGAAAUCCUCAUGUAUGAAGAGCUGCUCUGGUUGAACAGGAAGCCUUCCUACCUUACAGCCUUGGAACCACUGAGACUCAGCUAAGCAUUUGCUUAAUCCUGACUAGAGAAUGCUGUUGGUUCUCUCAACCACUGACACCUGGCCUUUCAACAGAUUUCCAUCCCAGUUUAAUUUCUAGGAGAACACAUAGUAACCCAUCAUCUUUUGGUUUAGUUUAGUUUGUAUUUUAUAGGUAUCAAAACAGUGACUUUUACUUUGGAGAAGAGUAAAUUUUUAAAUUAAUUUAACAAAUUUAUAGUUUAUGUCUUCUAUAAACCAGGCUGUUAAAAAUAUGAUGGGAAAUAUGAUUUAAAAACUGGUAAGAUCCCUGCUAGUAAGUGAAGAAACAAAUUGUAAGAAGGUAAGAAGUAAAUAAAAUAAUUUCAAAUCAUGACAAGGGCAAUAAAAAAAAGUAAGCAUUUAAAAUAAGAAAGUGAGGAAAUGAUAUUUGACUUGCAACUUUCCAGUAAUUAUCAUCCAUCCAAAAAACCACUGAUUUGUAAACUACUAGCAUCAUUUUAGUACUUGUUUUUCUUUGCAUAUAUUGGUGAGACGGUGAAUGAAAUAGUUUUUAAAUGGAAAUAAAUAGAUGUAUUCUUGUUCAACUUAGAAAACCUAAAAAUUUUAUUAGUGUUGUGUGUAUGAAACAUUGUUUUUAAAUGCAAUCAUUACAACUGGGUAGAGCAGAGAGAAGAGAAAUUAUUUUUAUACCAUUCUAUUGUGGCCUUACUUACCUACCUUUGAUUUGCUCUUGGAUAGAAGUUUGUAUGAUUGCCAACUUGAGUUCUUGCUCAUUUAAUACCGUGCAAACAGGUUGAAAUAAAUUCUUAUUAGAUAUUA
Molecule: messenger RNA, 2688 nt
Organism: Vicugna pacos (alpaca)
Lineage: Eukaryota; Metazoa; Chordata; Mammalia; Artiodactyla; Camelidae
Source: RefSeq, a predicted model, not a curated record